This is a messenger RNA of Penicillium brevicompactum, 1038 nucleotides long. RefSeq names its product nucleoside-diphosphate-sugar epimerase. The record is from RefSeq and is a predicted model, not a curated record. The transcript has 4 exons. Lineage: Eukaryota; Fungi; Ascomycota; Eurotiomycetes; Eurotiales; Aspergillaceae. The coding region runs from base 1 to 1038 and encodes 345 amino acids.
AUGCAAACCGUGUUUAUUACAGGUGCCAGUGGCUACAUCGGCGGGGAUAUCCUCGCGGGAUUGGUUGCAAAACAUCCUGAUCACACUUACCGAUUGCUGGUGCGGAGUGAGCAAAGUCAAAAGCAAAUAUCGGCAGCUUAUCCAUCGGCUAUAAUCGUCCCCGGAGGUCUCGAUGAUUUUGAAUUGAUCAGACGUGAAUCGAGCAACGCGGACAUUAUCAUACACACUGCCGAAGCGGCGGACCAUCUUCCUGCUGCGCAGGCUAUUGCCAAAGGAGCUAUAGAGGGGCAUUCACCCGAUAAGCCGGUCUACUGGCUGCAUACGAGUGGAGCUGGUAUUUUCUCAUCUUUCGAUGAUGAGGACAAGACAUACGGCCAGAGGAGUGAGGUCGUUUGGGACGAUGUGAAAGACAUUCAGAAAAUCGUCUCGUUCCCAGAUCAUGCAAUGCAUCGGGAUGUUGACAAGACUGUCUUCAAUUCAGGCGCUUCGGCCGCUGAUAUCUUGAAAGUGGCAAUCAUAUCUCCGACGACAGUUUAUGGGAGAGGUCGAGGUCCUUGUUCUCAACGCAGCAGGCAAAUAUAUGAGAUGGCCAAGUUCAUUCUUGCGCAGAACAAGAUUCCAAAGAUCGGGACUGGUGAGGCAAUUGGCUCCAACGUUCAUGUGCACAGUGUGACAGCCUUAUUUAUUCGGUUGUUUGAAUCUGCCUUGCAGCGGCGAGAUGAGGAGCUCCUCUGGGGCUCGGAGGCAUAUUACCUCGCUGAAGAAGGGGAGCACUGCUGGGGUGAAGUGGCCGACACUAUCGCAGAAGUGGCUCUCAAGAAGGGCUUUUUGCAAUCCACUCCCACCAAAGUGUUCCUUGACAGGGUAUCCGCAUUCAAACUGGCGGGAUUCGAGGCCACAAGUUGGGGGAACAACAUGCGAUGCCGGGCAAGCAGAGCUCGAUCUCUUCUCCAAUGGCAGCCCGUGGGCAAGGCCCUUGAGGAGGAGCUCUCACAAAUUGUAGAUGGAGAGUAUAAUGAUUUGAAGCGGGGCUCAUAA